Molecule: messenger RNA, 3554 nt
Organism: Passer domesticus (house sparrow)
Lineage: Eukaryota; Metazoa; Chordata; Aves; Passeriformes; Passeridae
Product: TOG array regulator of axonemal microtubules protein 2-like
Exons: 6
Coding region: 2247-3101 (284 amino acids)
Source: RefSeq, a predicted model, not a curated record
UUAGGUAGGGGGUUUUGGGAAAAGCCAGAGUUUCAACAGUUCUUGCUUAGGGGUGGAAUCUUCUGGGACAUCCUGCUGCUUUUUGGGGGAAUAUGUGAGGUGGAGUGGAGGGGGUGACAGAGAGAGGCCUAGAUGGCAGAGGGGAAACUCAGCUCCAGAGUGCCAGUGCAGACUCUCAGUGCUGAACUGCCUGCUGGAGCUGACAAAGAAGGAAAAUGCCCCAAAAACAACCAGGUGGGACUGUGUCUCAGGGACAGGCACAGGGAGGUGAUGAGCAACAGCAGCUUGGUCUGGUCUACAGCUUCUAGGAAGCAGUGCCAGGGGGGCAUCAUGUGCCAGAGAUUUCAGAAAGGCUGUCUGCUUAAAUGGCCACUCUGAAACCCCUCUAUUCACCUCUUGGAUUUGUGUAGGCUUUUGACAGCCACAUCAUCCUGUGGCAACCUUUUCCAUAACUAAAUUAAGUACUCCUUGAAAAGCACCUCCCAUUAUUUGACUGAGCUGCCAGCCUGAUAAUCUCAGCAGGUGCUGCCUUGGUGGAGAGAAAAAUCAAUCUUCUGCCUUUCAGGGAGCUGAAGGAGAAGGGACUCUACAACAUCAAACACCUGGCUGGGUCCCAUUCAGAGGUCCUGCUGUGUAGACUUCAUGACGUUUGCUUGGCAGUUACCAGCGAGGUGACCAACCUCCGUUCCAAGGUGUCCUACUCUGCAAUUGUCACUCUGGGAGAGCUCUUUGUGACCUUGAAGAAGAACAUGGACUCUGAGGUGGAUGAGGUUGCUCGGGUCCUUCUGCAGAUGGUGUCCAACUCCCCAGAAUUUGUUCAGAAAGCAGCCAGUCAGACCCUGGGGAUCAUGGUGGAGAAUGUGACUCCUGCACGAGCAAUGACUGCUCUCAUGGACAUGGGAGUCAAGAGCUGCCACGCCCAGGUGCGGAAGUGUGGGGCCGAGCUCCUCCUGUCCCUGAUGGAGAGAAUUGGAGUCACAAAGCUGGCAGGCACAGCCAGGGCUGAGAGGCUGGCACACGUGGCAGGGAAGCUUGCUCAGGACUGUCACAAGGACACAAGGUAAUGAUCUUCAUUUCACCUCCUAAAACAGGAAAAGCCUUUUGUGCCUGGCUAUAAAGGUAAAACCCCAUAAGAGUGGAAACUAAGGGAAAUAUGAAGUUCCCUCACUGUGUGAAUAAGGGUCAUAGAAGCAUGGAAUAUGCUGAGUUGGAAGGGACCCAUCAGGGUCAACCAGUCACACUCCUGGCCAUAUGCAGUAACCCCAAGAGUCACUGCAUGUGCUUGAGAGCAUUGUCCAAAGGCUUCUGGAGCUCUGUCAGCCUUGGUGCUGUGACCACUGCUCUGGCUUGCCUGGGCAAAUGGCUGUACUGGGUAACCUGAGGUUGGCCAGCAGAAAUGAGCAUUGCCAACUUCCUAUGGCUUGAAGGAUUCUUUACUGAGAUCAAAAGAGCUCAGAUGAGCCAGUCCAACAGUUUUGAUUGUCUUUAGGUGCACAACACAAAGCCAAAGUGUUGGCUAAUAUUUAUCACUGAAGGAUCCCAAACAUCCAUUUCUACUUAACUUCAGACUUUCUUAGAAAUAUUUCAGGGGUCUUUAGCCAACAUAUUCAGUCUUUCUGAACUUGGUCUGCAGAUUUCUAGAAUGCUGUUUUCUGUGGCUCAGUGACCUCCAAAUUUCUUCUUGAAGAAAACUGUGGCUUCCUAGUGGCAAAAUCAACCCAAACCACCAAAGUCCCCUUACUCUGAUGAUGAAAUUCCCAUUAAUAGCUGCCAAGAACACCAGAGCAACUAGCUGCCCCUGUGCAUGCAUAUAGUAUAGAAUAAUCAAUAGGAUGCAGGAGAUGUUUUGUCCUGGCUUCCCUGCCAGUUAAAGAAAGGCAAAUUAUUGUGCAAUGGCAGCAAGACACUGCUAAUAGGCUCUGACAACAAAGCAGAUGUGUUUUGCUUGUUCUCUGGGAUCCUUUGAUCCCACAGGAGCACACCCACAGUUUCAGAGUGAAAUGGUAUUUUUCUGUUGCCCACAUUCUCCUUUUGCCUCCUGUGUUCAUCUGACAGCACUGUGCAGUAUCAACUGGAGGUAAAUCUCCCUCUUUGCUAAGUAGGUAAUGCCUUCCUGUGCAAGGAUUGCACAUGAUGAGUUUAAGGUAUAAGCCUCUUCUGUUCACACUCUUCCUUUCUUUGUUCACUUUUCUUUUCUUUCCUUUCCUCCCUCCCUCCCUUCCUUCCUUAGGCAUUAUGGACAGGAGAUGGUGAAGAUGUUGCUCAAUCAUCAAAAAUUUAAAAUGCUUUUGGAGCGAUCUCUUUCCACCAGUGACCUGGAGGAUAUUCUGACAAGAAUGAAGAAGAAAGGGAUGGAAAACCAGAAGGCUGAACGCCCAUCUGUCAAGGAGCUGGUGAAGAAGAGGAACGAUGGCUCCAAGAAGCCCCAGGCCACAUUGUCUUCUAGCAAACGGGUGAAAUCUACCUCUGAUGGAUGCCUCCUACACCGUGCACAAGCCCAGGUCACGUUACCUCUGGUUGAGGAAGAAACGGAGCUGCUCCAGAAGCUUUACAAUCUCCUGGAGGCCAAGGGGUUUCAGACGCCCAUGGAAGGAGUGUCACUCCUCCAAGACCUGUGCAAAACCAGCCCCCAGCUCAUCUCCACUAACAUUGUCCAAAUUUUUGAUUAUUUUGUCCUGAGAAUAUCUGACAGCCACAAGAAAGUGAAGCAGAAGGCGCUGGACGUGCUGGCUGAAAUCACAGGCAUCCUGAAAGAUGCCUUGAACCCGGUGAUCAUUGGUUUGGUGGAAGGAAUAACGAAGAACCUGAACUCCAAGGAUCCCAGGGUUCGUGCCGCAGCUGUGAAAGCGCUGGAAGAAUCCAUUGCUCAUUUAGGUAAGGCUGAGCCCUGGCAUGGACUCUCCUCACCUGUGUCUCUGUCUCUCCGACACAAGAGAGUGCUGAGUGCCUUGAUAGCUGCUGUUGUCUGUGGAAAGCUCCAGCUGGCAUCCCCCAGAAGCUGUGCAGGUGCAGUCCUUAUGCACCAGUCCCCCAACAGGCUUGAACGUGAUCAGCAUUUCCCAAAAGUCCCAGGAGCCCUUGGCUCUGUGCUGCCUGUCUGAAGAGCAAGUCCCAGACUACAGCUUUGCUACAGUUCAGAGGCAAAGGGGGUUUGGAGUUUGCUUGGGCCCCGUUUGACUUCCCAAAUGAAUAGCUUUGCUCUUGGCAUGAAGGGAGACUGACCCAUCAGAGCUCCUGCAGAGCAGCCACCGGGAAUGCUCUACAUGAUAGGCAUUAGCUGCCUAUUUACCCCUUUUCUUCUUUGUCUUCUAUUUUCAAAGGGGAACUUAGGAUUCGCCAAGUUCAUUUCUUUAUAACAAAUAGGUAUAAACCCAGCUGUCAAUGGUGCCUUGUUCCACAUGUUGUUUUGCAUGGGGCAAGAUGUCUACAGCAGUUAACUACAUAGGCAAGGGCUGCUCUGAAUUCUUUUGCCACACAGAUUUAUGUCAGCUCUGAAAAUGCCACACUGGGGAAAUAUGCCUGAAAAUAGGAGUGUUGAAGAGGCAGGUGUUCAA